This is a messenger RNA of Scutellospora calospora, 2060 nucleotides long. Lineage: Eukaryota; Fungi; Glomeromycota; Glomeromycetes; Diversisporales; Gigasporaceae. The record is from the annotation of a GenBank genome assembly.
CACUUUUUGCAUUGGAAAGCCACGAAGUAAAAAUUUUAAAACCUUGCGAUAAUAAAAAAGAAAUAAUUGAAAGUAGUUUUAUAGUUAAUGAUGACGAUUAUUAUUUACUUGUCAGGGGAGAAAAAACUUCUAAGAAUGAUGCUGAUACUAACAGCAUUACAGGCUAUAUAUUCGAGUUAUGUGGAAAACGUAAAAAAAUAUUUAGAAUCUCAAAUUAUAAUUAUUCGAAAGAUCAUAUUGUGCUUCAUAAUAAUGGAAAUAUGUUUAUAUACAAACAUGAUACACACAUUAUCAUGGCAUGGAAUACAAUAACUUUGGAAUUUAUUGCUUAUUUGACUACGGAAUGGGAGAUUGGUUGCACACAUAACUUAGUUAUAAAUGAUGAAGCAACUUUAUUGGCUAUUUGGUUCAAUAAAUUUAUAUACAUAUAUUCGACUAAACUUCAGGUUAUGAUAUCAAUGCAUAAAGUUGAUUAUGAUAUAGCAAAGUGUUAUUUUCUUUUAUACGAAGGUAGAGAACUUUUGCUUGUCACAUGUAAAUGUAAUGAGGAUUAUAAUUUCGAUUUAUUGGAUCCUUAUGUUUUUACUGAAAAGUACAAUAAAGAAAUAUCUGAAUAUCCUUACACAUGUAUUCUUACUGAGAAAUAUCAUAAAGAGACAGAGGAAAUAUCCGAAUUAGAAUUAAAACAACCAUAUUUAAUUUAUUAUCGUAUGAUUGUUUGUAUUAAUGAAAAUACAUUAAGAGUUCAAAAAUUUCCCGAAUCUUGGAAGAACAAACUUAAUAAUAUAAACUCUAACUUAGUUGCAGAAGAAGUAUUCAAUGAAAUCAAGAAUGAUGAAUCCAUUUUGCAUCAAGGAAAAUGGAGUAUCGAAAAUAAUCAACAUGAUCAAAAUAAGAUUUUAUUAUCUUAUAAUAAUAAUGUUAACAUUAAAAUUGAUAUACCAUAUACAGGAAUCAAAAGCAUUAAAUUUUUAAGAAAUAAUGAUUUAUUAAUUAAGAUGAAGGAUGAUUAUGAGGAUUGUUCAAGUGGAAAUAUAUAUAUUUGGACUAUUAUUAAUCUUAAAACAAAGUCAAAAAUACGAUUAAAUUAUUUCUGGAGCAGUCCAUCAUCAUUUAAAGAGAAAUAUGAAAAAUAUUUCCCAUAUUUACCCCCUCCAGAAUUUGGAUGCAAAACAGAAAAUUGUAAAAAACAUGAUUUUAAUGAAUUAAUGGCUGAAGAUUACAAUAAUUCACGGUUUAAAUUAAGCCUUUAUGGAGAAUAUCUAAUGGAAUAUUUGUUGGAAAAAGAGAAAUUCAAAUCUGUUGAAAAUCUAUUAAAAAAUAUAAUUAAUUUUACUAUUAAAAAUAGUGAUGGAAAUUUCAUUUCAAAUCUUCCAUUAAUGAAAAUAGUUACUUAUAAUUUUGCAUUAUUAAGCCAAUAUCCUGAGAUUAUUAAUUGGUUUUUAUCUAGAAUAGCCUUUUUUGUUCCUGACAAUAUAUUAUCUGAAAUAAUUAACAUAAAUUCUACUUCUAGCCAUCUUCAAAAAUUUGGCGAAUACCCUAAUAUUUCUGAUAUUUUUUUAAUUUCUCUUAAAAUAGAAAAUUUUUUAAAUUCGUUUUUAGAUAUGUGGACUGGAAUAUUUCGAAACAAAAUGACAAUUCAAAAAAAAACAACUGUUAAAAUGGCUUUUCCUUUAAUGAAACUUUCUAAUUAUACUAGUUAUAGCUUUAAGAAAGAAUUAAGUUCUGAUAAUAUUUUAACUAGAAUUAAUAAGCUUAUUGGUUUUCAUCUAAAACCUCAAUUAAAUGCUUUUUUUUUUUCACCAAAGACUAUUUUAUAUGAGUUAUGGAUUGGUGAAGCAUUUAUUGCUUACAAAUGGAAUACAUAUGGAAGAGCUUUUCAUAUAGGACACUUAUCUAUUCAUAUUUUUUGUCUUCUUAUUUUUGUAUUUACUGUUAUGUUUUAUGAUCAAAUUCCAACAAUUCUUCAAUGUCCCAAAAAAUUCGGUUUAAUAAACUCAGCAUUUGCUCGCUCUGCACACUCUGCUCGUUCUGCACACUCUGCUCGUCCUGCUCAAUGA